This is a messenger RNA of Nelumbo nucifera (sacred lotus), 1525 nucleotides long. RefSeq lists its product as uncharacterized. Gene Ontology annotation, molecular function: peptidase activity. The record is from RefSeq and is a predicted model, not a curated record. Gene Ontology annotation, biological process: protein modification by small protein removal. NCBI's taxonomy places the organism in Eukaryota, Viridiplantae, Streptophyta, Magnoliopsida, Proteales, Nelumbonaceae.
UCAUAUGGGAGAAUCUCCUCUUGCAUAUAAAAGGAGUUCUCAGCUCUCUUCCCCCCCUCGUUCUCUGCUUGCACGAUUCCUAACUUCAAACUUUCCCUCGUUUUCUCAGCGUUUCCAAGGGACGGUUCGCGUUUUCACGGCUCUUUUCCUUUUCCUCCAAGCACAUUCAGCAAUUCCAACUACUGAACUUGUAUAUUGGACUGUUUGGAGAUGGCUGAGGAUGGUUACAAGGUGUCCUUGAAUGUUUAUGAUUUAAGCCAAGGGCUUGCUCGUCAACUCUCUACUACGUUCUUAGGAAAAGCUAUCGAAGGCAUAUGGCACACAGGUAUAGUAGUUUAUAGAAAUGAAUAUUACUUUGGAAGAGGAAUCCAACAUUCACCAGUUGGAACUACACCGUAUGGGACUCCAAUUCGAGUAGUGGAGUUGGGUGUCACACAUGUGCCCAAGGAGCUCUUUGAGGAAUAUUUACGUGAGAUCAGUCCUCGAUACACAGCUGAAACUUACAGUUUGCUGACUCACAACUGCAAUAACUUCUGCAAUGAGGUUGCCCAGUUUUUAGUGGGUGUUACCAUCCCUAACUAUAUAUUGCAGCUUCCUAAUGAAGUAAUGAGCAGUCCAAUGGGUGCUCUUAUAAUGCCCAUGAUUCAGCAACUGGAAAGCACAUUGAGGGUUGGUGCUGUACCCCAAGCUCCACAGUUUAAGCCUUCCCAGCCUACUACUCUCACAUCAAGUUCCAAUAGUUCCACUCGCAGCAGUCUGAACAAGUCUACCGGAGAAGGAACCAGUACCAGAGCAAAGGCCCCCUUGAAACCAGAUGCAAAUGGAUCCGUAUAUUCUAAAAAGACAUCACGAAAGCCUAGUCUAGACAAAAAAGUGCAACCUGCUGUCAAACCAGCUGGAGCUAAGGUUAAUGGGGCCUCCGGAGAUCCCCUUGGGACUGCCAGGAACAAAGUGCAGGAGGAGAUAAGCAGUGAAUUUGCUGCAAUUAUGGCGACUGGAACACUGAGAGCAAGUGAGGCGGCAGCACUUGCUACAAGAAGAGUGAUGGAAAGACAUGGAAUGAUGAAUGUGGUCUUGCCACAGAGCUAGAAUGGAGAAAGGGUCCUUACAGAAAUACGAGUUUGGUGUUCCAACUAAAUUGCGGGAUAGAAAAAUUCUAUCUACAAUCCUUGAUGUUAUAAUGGCAUUUAAAAUUCAACCUCAGUUCACUGAUUCUGGCCUUCUGGGAAGUGGAAGUGUGAGAGGAAAGAGCCAUGAGUAUGCGAGAAAGUUAAACUGCAACAGAUACUCUGACUCCAACAUGACGAUGAUGAAUCAGUAAUGGAACCUUUCUUCUAUACUUUUUGCUUAUAAAACCAUAAUAAAUCAGUAAUUUUUAGUAAAAAAUAAUAAAUCUCUUAGGGAAGCUUUCUUUUUCUACUAUGCAAAACAAAUAGGCGUUGCCUUUAAAACAGAUUCUCAGCCUAAGGUUCUCCUAUUUGGCACAUGAUUACCAAUCUCUAUGAAAGGCGUUUCUUCCAUGUUA